AUAUCAGUGUAUUUGGUUAGGAAAACUGGCUAAUUUGGCAUUUUUAGUGUCUGCCUUGUGCUGCUCGACGCGAAAGUUGACGCCAAGCUCCGGGAAGACGAGCAGGGUGGGGAUGACACUGACACGCCUCAACGUCGCCCGCGGUAGGGGAAGUGCUGAUCUGUAACGGCGAUAAACCUCUGUCCUCCGUCCUCCCUCCACCCUCCACCCUCCUCCCGCUAUACAGCAACACCGUUUCUCUGAAGGAUUCAUGGGACAGACGAUUUCCUUGGAGAGUAGCUUGGAAAUAAUCUUCACUCGGUAGCAACCUACAUUGUACACGAUUUUUAAGUCUGUUGAUUCGUUCAAUGGUUCGUUAAUGCUGUUUGUGAGCUUUCGCAUAAUAUAAAAAAGACGCAAUUAUCUGUUAGUCGGUACGCAUGGAAAAAAAGCAAGACAAACGAAUCGGUAAGUUAGGGCGACUUUAUUUAAGUGCGAAACGGAAGAAAAGAAGAGCAACGGCUCUGAUUGAGUACCAGAAACAAAGGUAAGAUAUAGCGAUACCGAUAUUAAUUUUUCUUUUAUUAAUGUAAAAGAACACCGGAUAAUUCCAAACCCGGCUAAAAACUAUUUUAAGAAACAUGUUUUACAACCUAGUUUAUACAAUGCAUUUAAUUUUUUUAGAAAAAUCCGAAGAGUUGAAGAAUAUGGUGCAGUUCAAGAGGAAGUCAACAGCACAGUAACUGAUCCCCAAACGGCUAACUUGACGGCUCAUUUUUCUUUACCAGGAUCAAGCAACGCAGGGAAUGAAAAUAUGGUUCUGAAUCCUGAUGAGGAGACAGUCACCAAAUCGUACGCCAUACUUCAGCCACCAAUCCAACUGCAGGAAACGGAAGCCGGUGUUUUUCAUUGGUCCACGGAAGUGUCUGACACAAUCAUCAUAGAAAACAUCAACAUCGUUGAAAACUCUGAAUCAGCUAAUAAAAUGGCGUAUGAAAUGAGCAGUGUUCAACAGAAAAGAAAGAUGUUUGAAGAAGUCAGCACCUCAGAUACUGCGGCAAAAGGCGAAUAUUCUACAUCCACAGACAACGAAGAACAAACAACGGUUUUGAACACUGACUUCAUUCACGGUAGUAACGAAUUUGAUUCUGAGCCUGUGGCCAGCUCUUCUCUAAUAAAUAGUGCUGACAAAAUACCCAUGCAUACAGAAAAAGAGAUUCAUGCCGACCGUAAUUUGGAAGGAGUCAGGUUCGUUGAACUGAUGUAUUUUAUAAAUAAACUGGUUGAAAUAAGUAACCAUAUUCCUGCUUUCGGUUGUACUCUAGCUAAUAUGAGUGUCGUAAGGGAGGUAAUUAGAGGGUUUUCUUCCAUUAUUGUGUUUUCUUGUAAUAUGUGUAACAGAACCUUUUCAGUUCCAACUCACAAUCCAAGUAGUCCUUCGUACAUGGAUGUCAAUUCUAGGGCAGUUUCUGGAAUCAUGAGCAUCGGUGGUGGACUUUCACAUCUGGAAGAGUUUUGUGCGACUGUGGGUGUACCAUGCAUGUCAGCAAUGACAUAUUCAAAGUAUCACAACAAAGUGUGUGACGGAUGGGAAAAAGCAGCAACAACUCAGAUGAAAGAAGCUGUUGAAGAAGAAGCAGCUUUAGCAAAACAAAGAGGGGACGUGGAUGAAUUUGGAAUUCCACUUUUGACAGUGGUUGUAGAUGGCUCCUGGUCCAAAAGAUCCUACAAAACAAAAUACGAUGCAUUAUCUGGUGUAGCUGCAAUAGUGGGCUAUGAAACUAAGAAAGUUAUUUUCAUGGCUGUCGCUAACAAAUAUUGCUAUGUUUGUGCUCGAACAAUAAAUGGAACUAUUCCCCAGCAUGUUUGUUACAAAAAUCAUGAAGGAAGUUCUAGCAGCAUGGAAGCUAAUAUCAUUCUUGAAGGCUUUCAGCAAAGUGAGGCUGAACACAAUGUUAAGUAUGCCAGGAUGAUUGGGGAUGGGGACAGUAGUGUUUACAAAAAAAUUUUGGAAGCACGUCCUUAUAAGAAUAUUACUGUUGAGAAAAUCGAGUGUAGGAACCAUCUUUUACGAAACUAUCGUCGGAAGUUGAUGAAUGUGAGUGAAAACAGUUCACUUGGCAUUGCCGCCCUAAGAAAAGUCGUGUGUAACAAGAUAAGCAAAAUUGUAUCAGGCGUACAGAAGGCAGUUGCAUACCGAAAAACUGAAAACACCAUUCAAAACAAUCGAAUUCAAGGCUUGAAGUAUGAUAUUGAAAAUGGUACUAGCCAUGUAUUUGGUGAGCACUUGGAGUGUCGAAAAUUAGGAUAUUUCUGUAAUAAUCGAAAGGAAGGUGAAAUUAAUUAUGUCCCAGAACUUUCAAAAAAGUGGUCUGUAUUCUCAACACACUCUACACAGGCACGUAGCUUGAUAUUUGAUGUUGAUAAUAAUGCUGCAGAACACUUCAACUCGGUCAUUGCUAAGUUUUCUGGUGGUAAGUGUAUAAACUAUACCACCAGAAGGUCAUACCAGGGAAGAUGUGCUGCUGCUGUGGUAGCACACAAUACGAGAAUGCCACAUUACAUUCUUCACAAGACAAUGCAGGAUGGCAUCAGCCCUAACAAAGUUGCAAAAAAAUUGGAACUUAAGCGCAAAGCUAGAAUUAAUAAAAGACGAAAUAAUAAAAAGUGCAGAAGAAUCGAUUUUAGGAAAUCUCUAGCCCAAGCAAUCAGUGACAAAGAUUAUGGGCCGCAGUGCCAGAAACCAGACAUGCCAGUGGAUGUAUACCAACAAGAAGAAACCAGAUUAUUACAGUCCAUUCCGAAAACUGAUGAAGAACGCCGUCAAAUAGAAAGAGAAACGAUACUACAAGCAGGAAGUGGAGAAUGGCUGGAAAUGAGACGGAAACUAUUGACAGCUUCAAAAUUCGGGAGGGUAAUACGUAUAAAGCCAACAACAAGCUGCAAGAACCUAGUAAGAGCCAUAAUAUACUCUCAUGACAUACUUAAUGUUCCAGCAGUACAACAUGGCAGGCAUUCCGAAGAAAUAGCCAUCAAACAGCUAGAAGGCCAGGAAAAAAUUAAUAUAAGUAAAGCUGGUCUUUUUAUUGACCAAGAACACCCAUUUCUUGCCGCAACACCCGAUGGCCUUGAUGGCGAAGACCGUCUCGUAGAAAUAAAGUGUCCUGCUUCGGCAUAUGGAAUGGACAUAAGUGAAGCCAUGCGAGAAGGCAAAAUAAAGUAUUUGAAAUAUUCUGAAGAAUGUUCUACUGUCAUUUCGUUAAAAAAAAUCAUGAAUAUUUCUACCAAGUCCAGGGUCAGCUUCACAUAACCAGAAGGGAUAUUUGCUUGUUUGGCAUCUGGACUUCGAGCCAAAAGAAAGUAAAAGUAUUGGAAAUUUUCAGAGACGACACAUUCUGGAAAGAAAAAAUGGAGCCAAAACUCGUUUUAUUUUAUACACAAUGCGUUCUUUCGGAAUUAGUUGAUCCUAGACACACAAGAAAUAUGGAAAUUCGGGAUCCACCGCACAUAACAGAGGCUAUCAAAAGCCAUAAGAUAAAAUGCAUGGGAAAACGAAGAUCGUCCAAAACAAAACCGAAUAUUACAUCCUGAUUAUAUUAAACGUGAACAUUUUUCAAGCUUUUGCAGAACUUUCAAGAAAAUGUUGGUCUUGGAUAAUCAUUCAAACUAAUUUUUAUAGUGACCUGUUUGAUUUAUCUGUCUACGUCGCCUGCUCACUUAGCUUCAUAGACUAUCACCUUUCAUACAGGAAAUUAUUCUUGCUCAUUGUUUCCAGAACGUUUAACCAUGACAAGCAUUUUCAUGAACCUUCAUAUUUAGUAUGCCAGCACCUACAUGUGCAUAAGAAAGUAUAGCCCGUGUGGUCACGUUCAGUGCCAACCUAGAGAAUCAUUACCGUAAUCCAUAGGCGUGCCCAGACAUUUCCAUUAGGGGGGGCCCUGCUAAAUUUUUAAAUCAGAAGCUGAAUUUAGAAUGUUAAAUAGCCUAAAUACAUUCACUCAUUGCGUGUUUAUAUUUUUGUGCAGUAUCGAUGGGAUAUGAAUGUUUACUAGUUAAUAUUUAUAUCCGUAUAAUUUUAGCAAUCUUGAAAAUAUGUUUUUUUUCCAUAGACAAUGUUUAAAGGGUACUUACACAUUUUUCCCUCUCGAAUUUUCCAAUAGCUUGGUCCAGAUCUACCUUGAAAUUAACUUCUUUUUAGUGAAUGCAAACACAGCAAUUCAGACAACGGAACUUUAACAAACCUCUUAAUUUUUUUUUUUUUGCUUGGCCAUUUUAAGGGACCUCGUGUUUUAAAUAAACAAAGGCGGCUGUAUUUCCAGAACGAUAAAAUGUUUAGAAACAUUGAUAAUUACCACACUGCAACACUGAAAAACAGUUUGAGUGUCACAGUGCCAGGAAUAUACGAAUAUUAACGAACGCAUUAGAGAAAAUGCCGAUCUGAGUGAUUACAUUAGGGGGGGCCAUGGCCCACCUGGCCCCCCCUGUAGGCACGCCUAUGCCGUAAUCAUUUUGGAUAUGUAAAAAAAUAAAAUAUCUUACCUAUAAUGUAAAUUUUAAAGCUGAGUUAAGCUUUCCAGAAUGGUUAAAUGCUCAAGUGAGUAAUGGUGCUUUAAAAGUAUAGAAGACAUUGCUUGUUUAGGUGAAUAAAUACUGAGGUGGUCGUAACUGUUACUUAGUUUGAAGGAAAUUAAUUCAUUUGGCAGCCAAUUGAGAAAUUUUGUAAAAUUUGUAAAUGAGAAAAAAGAGAAUUUCCUAAAAAGAGUGUUCGGUAUGCAUAAACUUCUUGUCUUGUAAGUCCUAACAAAAA
Molecule: messenger RNA, 4786 nt
Organism: Bacillus rossius redtenbacheri
Lineage: Eukaryota; Metazoa; Arthropoda; Insecta; Phasmatodea; Bacillidae
Exons: 3
Coding region: 794-3289 (831 amino acids)
Source: RefSeq, a predicted model, not a curated record